This is a messenger RNA of Xenopus tropicalis (tropical clawed frog), 7175 nucleotides long. RefSeq names its product forkhead box P2 (gene foxp2). The transcript is spliced from 18 exons. The coding region runs from base 1107 to 3341 and encodes 744 amino acids. The record is from RefSeq and is a predicted model, not a curated record. Gene Ontology annotation, biological process: regulation of DNA-templated transcription; negative regulation of transcription by RNA polymerase II. Gene Ontology annotation, cellular component: nucleus. Lineage: Eukaryota; Metazoa; Chordata; Amphibia; Anura; Pipidae. Gene Ontology annotation, molecular function: sequence-specific DNA binding; DNA-binding transcription repressor activity, RNA polymerase II-specific; DNA binding.
GCAGAGGGAGGAGGGCUUUUGUAGCUGCUGUGCUGCUAGACUUGGAUAUUGCUUUACUUUUUUGCCGAGGAAUGUAGCUCAUUGAAAUGAAACAGUGCAUUGUAUCUGUUUGUGAGGGGGAAAGCAGGGGAAGCAGGCGCAUGAACUGGUUUUGAUCUGUCACUAGUAGUGUAAUGUAGUUUUAAGCAAUGUGCAGCAAAGGCAGCAAAUAAAAGAAGGAAUCCCUUUUGUAUGAGAGACAGAAAGAAAGAAACAAAAGAAGGGAGAAAGAGAAAGAGAGUGAAAAGAAAGAAACGUGAAAGAUCUUAAGGAGAAUAAAGCCCGGGUCCCUGCUUUCAUGGUUUGAUAAUAACCAUGUCAUCUUGCAUUUAGUAAAUGCCCCUAUGUGUGUGUCAGGGCGCAAGUUUUUGAAAGGGGAGUGUGACCACACGUUUGGGUGCCUCUCUGUGCCGUGCUGUGUAGAGCAGAUGUUUAUUUUGUGCUAAAGGGGAAACUCUUUUUGCUAAGCUUGUACAAACAUGAAAGGAGUCAGGGGCUCAGAUGAUCUUUGUAGUCCAAUAUUAGUGCACAUGAUUAAAAAAAAAUUUUUGAUUUGAAGGUCAUUUGGAAAUCACUGUUUCUGCAGAAAUAUAUACUUUAAAGAGAUAGCAAAUAAAUGAACUGACCACUGGCAGAUUAAAAGAAAUGUCUCAUAUUUCAUCAGCUAUGUGCGUUAGUUUAAUCCUGUAUAUCAGCAGAAAAGGUAGCUUGUCUGGGCUAUAAAUUACCAUUUCUGCACUUUUCAUUCUGUCUGCUUCAGAAAGCAGCCUCAGUGCCUGGGAUCCUAUUGGGCCCAUCCUAGGGCUACAGUAAUUGCCUGAUGACAACUGAAAAUGAUAGAAUAAUUGUCAAGAGAGACAUUUUUAAUGGGCAAGGUGAUUUAAGUAUGCAUGAACAAGCUAUGAGGGAAGAUGAGCUUGUUUAUGAUGCAAGCCAGUAUAAACACAGUUGGAGCGAUGACACAGAUAGCUGCACUUUUCUCAGUGACAUGAGCAAGUUCUUACCGCAAACAACAAAAGCUUAUUCCUCUGACCAGGCUGACAUUCUUCAUCUUCAGGUAUUAAGUCAUGAUGCAGGAAUCUGCAACAGAGACAAUAAGCAACAGUUCAAUGAAUCAAAAUGGAAUGAGCACUCUAAGCAGCCAAUUAGAUGCUGGCAGCAGAGAUGGAAGAUCAAGUAGUGACACGAGCAGUGAAGUAAGCACAGUAGAACUGCUGCAUCUGCAACAACAGCAGGCAUUACAAGCAGCAAGGCAAAUUAUUUUACAACAGCAAACUAGUGGACUGAAGUCUCCAAAGAGUAACGAAAAACAAAGAUCACUGCAGGUACCUGUUUCAAUGGCCAUGAUGACUCCCCAGGUGAUCACCCCCCAGCAAAUGCAACAGAUACUUCAGCAACAAGUAUUGUCUCCCCAGCAACUUCAAGCACUUCUCCAGCAGCAACAAGCCGUUAUGUUACAGCAGUCAAAAUGGUUUAUUCAGCAACAACUACAAGAGUUUUACAAGAAACAGCAAGAACAGUUACAUCUUCAGCUUUUGCAGCAGCAGCAACAGCAGCAGCAGCAGCAACAGCAACAGCAGCAACAGCAACAGCAGCAACAACAGCAGCAACAGCAGCAGCAGCAGCAGCAGCAGCAACAACAGCAACAACCACAGCCACAUCCAGGAAAGCAAGCAAAAGAGCAGCAACAGUUAGCAGCACAACAGCUUGUCUUCCAGCAGCAGCUCCUUCAGAUGCAACAAUUGCAGCAGCAACAACAUCUGCUCAACCUUCAACGGCAGGGACUUAUAUCCAUCCCGCCUAGCCAAUCUGCUCUUCCAGUCCAGUCUCUACCACAAGCUGGUUUGAGCCCUGCUGAAAUUCAGCAGCUAUGGAAAGAAGUGACUGGAGUUCACAGUAUGGAAGACAAUGGCAUUAAACAUGGAGGGCUAGACCUCACUACUAACAAUUCCUCUUCUACUACCUCCACCACCACUUCCAAAGCAUCACCACCAAUAACACACCAUUCGUUAAUGAAUGGCCAGGCUUCAGUGCUGAGUGCAAGAAGAGACAGCUCGUCACAUGAGGAGACUGGAGCUUCACAUACUCUUUAUGGCCAUGGUGUCUGUAAGUGGCCAGGCUGUGAAAAUAUUUGUGAAGAUUUUGGACAGUUUUUAAAGCACCUUAACAAUGAGCAUGCAUUGGAUGACAGAAGUACUGCUCAAUGUCGAGUCCAAAUGCAAGUGGUCCAGCAACUGGAAAUUCAGCUUUCGAAGGAACGUGAGCGUCUUCAGGCAAUGAUGACCCACUUGCACAUGCGACCCUCCGAGCCCAAGCCAUCUCCAAAACCUUUAAACCUGGUGUCUACUGUUACCAUGUCUAAGAAUAUGUUGGAGACAUCCCCUCAGAGUUUACCUCAGACCCCCACAACACCAACAGCACCCGUUACUCCAAUUGCCCAGGGACCUUCUGUAAUCACACCAGCCAGUGUACCCAAUGUUGGAGCCAUUCGAAGACGGCACUCUGACAAAUACAACAUUCCCAUGUCAACAGAAAUUGCCCCGAACUAUGAGUUUUAUAAGAAUGCAGAUGUCCGGCCUCCAUUCACUUAUGCAACCCUCAUAAGGCAGGCUAUCAUGGAAUCGGGUGACAGGCAGUUAACACUUAAUGAAAUUUACAGCUGGUUUACACGGACAUUUGCUUACUUCAGGCGUAAUGCGGCGACUUGGAAGAAUGCAGUCCGUCACAACCUUAGCCUACACAAAUGUUUUGUUCGAGUGGAAAAUGUUAAAGGGGCUGUGUGGACGGUAGAUGAAGCAGAAUACCAGAAAAGAAGGUCACAAAAGAUUACAGGGAGUCCAACAUUGGUAAAAAACAUACCAACCAGCUUAGGUUAUGGUGCAGCUCUUAAUGCAAGUCUACAGGCUGCAUUGGCAGAAAGUAGUUUACCCUUGCUAAGCAACACGGGCUUGUUAAACAAUGCAUCCCCUGGCUUACUGCAAGCAGUGCACGAAGACCUCAACGGUUCACUGGAUCACAUUGACAGCAAUGGAAACAGCAGUCCUGGCUGCUCACCACAGCCACACAUAUCAUUCAAGUUCCUUGUCACUCCUCUUGACAAAAGGAUCAUUCCAGUCCCCUGUCAUUCCACUUUGAGAUUGCUCCAGUGCCUACAACGACACUCUAUUCACGUCAAAGAGGAGCCAGUGAUUGCAGAUGAUGAAGACUGUCCAAUGUCUUUGGUCACCACAGCAAAUCACAGUCCAGAGUUAGAAGAAGACAGAGAGCUCGAAGAAGAGCCAUUGUCAGAAGACUUGGAGUAAAAAGAGACCUCAAAUGAAGGGACAUAGCACUGACCUUCACAACCACUUCACAACCAUGAAUAUUUGACAGAUUUUUACUGUGACUAUUUAUUACACAUGGAUUAUGGAGACAUUCCUAAAGGAACUUGUUGAACCAGCCCUUUGGGAUUAAAAACAGCAGGCAAAUUGCUUGUUGUCUUCUUUUUUUAAAGACAAAUACAGAUUUUCUUGAAAAACUUCUUUAUAUAAUGGCUUGCCCAUUUAAAAUAUGGCUCAAAAGGGUUCAUGAAAUGACAAAAUAUGAGGAUACAUAUUCUGUCUGAAGAAAAUGGCCUCAUAUACUGCCAAAAAUAGUGUUAGUUUCAUCAAUGUGAAUCUCAAGCAUACGGUAGUUAUAAUGUUAGAAACUAUUGCUGUUCCGGUUCAGCUUGUUGCUAUUGUUUUUAAUUUGCACAGGAGUAGAAUCAGAAAUGAGUACCACUGCUUGUUUUAGAUGGAUUGAAAAAUACAAACAAACACAUUUGUUUGUCUUUUUUUCUUAUUUUUUUUAUGUUGGUACCACCAACUGUAAAUUACAUAAGUUAGCUACUGCAAACCACAGUAUUUAGACUGUUGCAACCAUCUAAAAACCUUAGGCUUCCAGUCUGUGCUGUUAGUGUUAAGAUGUAAAGUGCAAUCCUAAACUAACAUUGUUUGUGCAAGUACCAUAGACACAUUUGCAUAUCUGCAUAUAUCUUUACAACUGUACUAUUUACCUCCUUGUGAUAAAGCUUUGUCUACCUGAAAACACAGUCAAAGGCUACAGCUGAAAACCAAAGCCAACUCAAACAAUGGCCAAUAGCUCAACGACAGAAGCAGCCACAUGCUUUGGUCAGUCUUCUGUAACUUUAAUUAGUGCAAAGGAACCUUUCCAUGAACUACCUGCUGUUUUCUGAUGACCUCUGGGAUCUUUUCAUUUAGCCCUAUACCAAGAAACAGAUAUGAAAAAGUUAAUUACAUUAUAAUUCUUUCUUCUAAGGCCAAAGGCCACUAAAACACAAAGAAGAUUGGCUUAUAUGUACAACAAAGGUAAGAACAAUCUCCAGUGGAAGAUAAAACAGAAAGCAACAAAAUGUGGAUCACCAACCAAAAUAUAUAUAUAUAUAUGUACUUGAUGAAAAUGCAGAAUGCAUAUUGUUAUAAAUAUAUAUAAAUCAUUGUUUUUUAUUUUACUUCCAUACAGUCACUUGUUUUCUGUGGUGAAUACAUGUUGUUAGACUGUCUUGUACUGUAUAGUCUUACGUAUUGUGUACUUUUUUAGAGUCUUAAGUUAUAAUAAAAAAAAAAAGUAGGAACCAAACAUAAAAGAUCUAGUAAAGCCAAAAAUUAAUUCCGUAUUCAUUUAAAAUGAUCAAAGAAAGUUUUUACACUGAAAGCAAAGAUAUAGCAAUUGUAAACCAUGGUAUUUAUUUUCAGUCAAACCAAAGUUACAUAUAAUUCUGCCUCUGCUUAUACGGGAUAAUAAUGCUAACAAUACACUCCCUUUGAAGACUUGCACAUGCCAAAUAGUUGGAAUGCCAGUUUUCUAAAUAUCUUUAAUCCCGAAAAUACUAAAAUUCUUUCAUUGGUAAAAAUAGCGUAGUCAGAUGUUUGCUUAAGCCUAGAAACUUUACAAGUUGCUUUUCAUGUGUUGUGCCAAGUCUUGAUUAUACUUACCCCCAACCAAGGGACCUCAUAACCUAAUUAUGGUUAUUGCUUUACAAACAGUUUUUGACAUAAGGUGGCUGCUAGAGUUUAAUAUUUGUACUAGCUCUGUGAUGGGGCUUGUAAACUAAGCUCAUCAUUUAUUCUUUUCUGGAGCCAGCAAAAAUAUUUAAAAGACACAGUCAUCUAUCAAGCCAAAUAGAAGGAUACAAUGGCUUUCAAAGGGGUUUUCCCACUUACCCAAAAGGCUUUCUGAAAGAUUCUACCUCUGCACAAAAGGAAAAAAAAUCAUAUGAAAAUUAAUGACAGAUAACAAAAAUUGUCAGAACGUCACAGUAACUGCUAAUUCAUGUGGCAUUUAUCUUUUGUUCAUGACCAAAAGGAAGCUUAGUUUUGUUAGUGUCUGCUAAACAUAUCAUUACGAAAGCUUUCCAUGGAUCAUAGUGGAAAACAUAAUACAAUAAUCCAGAAAGGGGCAAUUGGUCUUCAACUGCAUACAUGAUCAGGAGGAAGCAACUUAUGGCUCCGCCUAAUGUUUUUGAACUUCAACUUCUAUCACCCUUAUCUAGCAAGGUCAAACUAGCUAGGGGUUUGUAUGAGUGGAAUUCCAAUAUUAAAACAAGAGCCACAAAUUGCCUUCUGCCAAUGUAUGUACAAAUUAAGUAAAUAUAUAACUGCGCCAUUAAAAAAAAUGUGGCCAAAGAGUACAAUGCUAAGUAUGCAUACCUCAGCUACAAAAUGUUUGAAAGGAAGUCUCAGCCACAGAAUGCAUAUACCUGUAGAGUUUUGCAUGGGUUUUGUAUAAAUACAAAUAAAAAUAGCUGCUUGCACAUUAUACCAGAAAAACCUCCAAACUGCAGUUGCUUUGAAAUUAGAUGUUAGGUUUUUUGGGGUUUUCUGAAAUGCUUGGUCUGUAUUUUGAUAAUUGUGCAUAUUAUGUAAAAAUGUUGGUGGACCCAUAAAUGACCAGACUUUUUCUAAGAAAAAUGUUGCUUUAAUGCAUUUCAUGAAUUUUUACUCUUAUAUCAUAGCUUGCUAGAAAUAGCAAACCCGCUCUCCCGCUCUGCUUCGCGUAGCUAUUGUAAGGCUUUGAACUAAUGUAUGUAUUUAUUGCUUGAACCUCUGUGCAUACCUUAUUAAGAAUAAGGUCUGACAAUUUAAAUGCCUCAUGUAUUCUUGCUUCUAUCAUACUCUGAUGAUGGGGAUCCAUUAUGUUUUGUAUACAGCCAAUUUUAAGUGUAGCACAAACAUCUGUUUAUGUAUUGGUGGUAUAUACCUGUUUAUUUAACUUUACUGAGGUAAGCAAAUUUUGAUCAUUUUUCCAUUACUGUGGACCGUGCUCAUACCUAGAAUUCUCUGACGUUAGAAGUCAUGAUAGAAUUAUAACAGCCGUUAUUCCUUCUAUAUUCAUGGCUUUCACUGCUAAAUAAAAUAAAGGACCAAACCUAGGAUUUGAAAGAAAAUUGUCUACCUCUAACACCAGGGAGUUGUCAGAUUUUAUUUCUCAUAAUUUUGUCUUUAAAAACACAUACAACUGCUUAAAGCUUGUGGGCAUAUGGCUUGCAUUAUAAAGUUGCAUACAUAACUAGUUCUACUGGUUUGGAAAAUCUAUUACAUUUUUGUGUGACUUUCUAAAAAGUAUUAGUAGAAUUACCCCGUAUGGGGUUUUUCUUAAAAAAUUAAGUCACAAGGGGGCGUUAUUAUAAUUAUUCUACACCCACAGCUACUUAACUGCAAUCGUGGUUAAUUUCAUACUGAAGGAAUCGGAAGCACAGGUAGAAAUAUGUCUACUGAACCACUUAUAAUAAUAAAUCAUUGAAAAAAUAUAUUAACAUUGGUCACAUUCACUUGAAGCUGUUAGCAAUGUACUGACUAAUAUCCAUGCUUUCAUGUUAAAGUGUGAAAGUUGAUAUUUUGCUUUUUUAUAAAUCCUGGGUUUCUUGUACCAUGCAGCUAUAGAACGUAUCAAUCUUUUGCAUUGUUGGUAUAUUUGUUCAAAUAAUUAGAAUAUUUCAUUGAUGAAAUCUGAUUCAGUUAAAAAGGAUGUACAUUUUUACUAUAUGUAUAAACAAUAUUUCUGAACUGUUGGAUGUAAACAUGUAUAUGAAACCAUUUCAUUCAUUUGCCUACAUUUCUGGAAUAAAAUAAAAAAUAUCUAAAUCUUUUGACCCA